This is a messenger RNA of Sodiomyces alkalinus F11, 1395 nucleotides long. Its product is annotated as ketol-acid reductoisomerase. The transcript is spliced from 5 exons. Gene Ontology annotation, molecular function: ketol-acid reductoisomerase activity. Gene Ontology annotation, biological process: L-valine biosynthetic process. The record is from RefSeq and is a predicted model, not a curated record. Gene Ontology annotation, cellular component: mitochondrion. NCBI's taxonomy places the organism in Eukaryota, Fungi, Ascomycota, Sordariomycetes, Glomerellales, Plectosphaerellaceae. The coding region runs from base 56 to 1273 and encodes 405 amino acids.
UUUUUUCUUCUCUUCCGUCUUCUCUAGACACAUCUCCCCUCAAACUACAGUCGCAAUGGCCUCCCGAAGCUUUUCCAAGGCGCUGCGGUCGCCAAUGGCCCGCCAAUUUACGGCUCCUUCCACCCAGACUCGCACCUUUGUCGCCGCCAGGAGCUUGGUCCGGGCCACCGGCCAGGUUUCCAAGGCCUUCGCUGCCCCCGUCCAGCGCCAGCAGACCCGCGGUGUCAAGACCGUUGACUUUGCCGGCCACAAGGAGGACGUCUACGAGCGUGCCGACUGGCCUCAGGAGAAGCUCCUGGACUACUUCAAGAACGAUACCCUCGCCCUCAUUGGCUACGGCUCUCAGGGUCACGGCCAGGGUCUCAACCUCCGUGACAAUGGCCUCAACGUCAUUGUCGGUGUCCGGAAGAACGGCAAGUCUUGGGAGGAUGCCAUCCAGGAUGGCUGGGUUCCCGGCAAGAACCUGUUCGAUGUCGAUGAGGCCAUCUCCAAGGGUACCAUCGUCAUGAACCUCCUCAGCGACGCGGCGCAGAGCGAGACCUGGCCCUCCAUCAAGCCCCAGCUCGUCAAGGGCAAGACCCUCUACUUCUCCCACGGCUUCUCGCCCGUCUUCAAGGAUAUCACCAAGGUCGACGUCCCCUCCGACAUCGACGUUAUCCUCGUGGCCCCCAAGGGCUCCGGCCGCACCGUCCGGUCCCUCUUCCGCGAGGGCCGUGGCAUCAACUCAUCCUUCGCCGUCUACCAGGACGUCACCGGUAAGGCGCGCGAGAAGGCCCAGGCGCUUGGCGUGGCCAUCGGCUCCGGCUACCUGUACGAGACCACGUUCGAGAAGGAGGUCAUUUCGGACCUGUACGGUGAGCGUGGCUGCCUGAUGGGCGGCAUUCACGGCAUGUUCCUCGCGCAGUACGAGGUGCUCCGCGAGCGGGGCCACAGCCCCAGCGAGGCCUUCAACGAGACCGUCGAGGAGGCCACCCAGUCUCUCUACCCCCUCAUCGGCGCCAACGGCAUGGACUGGAUGUACGAGGCCUGCUCGACCACGGCCCGCCGCGGUGCCAUCGACUGGACCCCCCGGUUCAAGGACGCCCUGAAGCCCGUCUUCAACCAGCUCUACGACGCGGUUGAGGAUGGCACUGAGACCAAGCGCUCGCUCGAGUACAACAGCCAGAAGGACUACAGGCAAAAGUUCGAGGCCGAGAUGGAGGAGAUCCGCAACCUGGAGAUCUGGCGGGCUGGCAAGGCCGUUCGUGCUCUCCGCCCGGAGAACCAGAAGUAAGCGACGGACGCUCUGGAUGCGUUUGGAAGUGGGAGAUGAUCUUUUUGGCUAUGGCUUCCCUCGAAGACAAUCUUUUCGACUGCCCUAGUGGGCUGGGUAGCUAGCUGCCAUGUUUUGGGCCG